Messenger RNA from Cordyceps militaris CM01, 1248 nucleotides. RefSeq lists its product as uncharacterized. The coding region runs from base 1 to 1248 and encodes 415 amino acids. The record is from RefSeq and is a predicted model, not a curated record. Gene Ontology annotation, biological process: mitochondrial translation. Gene Ontology annotation, molecular function: structural constituent of ribosome. NCBI's taxonomy places the organism in Eukaryota, Fungi, Ascomycota, Sordariomycetes, Hypocreales, Cordycipitaceae. Gene Ontology annotation, cellular component: mitochondrial small ribosomal subunit. The transcript is spliced from 4 exons.
AUGUCUGCCCGCGUCGGCACCCGCGCGUCGCUGGCCGCCGGCGACGCCCUUCUCCUAUCCUCGAGCCGGCCGCGCACCGUACCACCGACGUGCAACCUCCCCAUAACCCCGUGCCGCGAGAAGAGCAGCGCCGCGCGCCGCAAGAUGUACGCGUGGAUACAUAGUUCCAAGGGCCAGGUGCUCGCCAACAAUAGUGGCCCGGGGACGCUGAGCGGUCAGCCGGACAUUCCGUUUCCCAACAACCCGCUGUUUCGCAGCGAAAAGGUCGUCAAUGACCCAACCAAGCGCCUUAUCUACCAACGGGCCACGCAAGACGGCCAGGCGCUCAAGGCCAUUGCGGCGGAGAUGGGCUUGGAUGUGCGUCGGGUAGCGGCCAUUGUGAGGCUAAAGGAGGCACAAAAGCAGUGGACCAAUUCGGGCAAAAAGCUCGCCGGACCAUAUGCCAAGGCGGUGCAAGGGCUGCUCCCGAAAUGGGGCUACUACCCUGGCGAGCCUCGGCAAACGCCGUUUGAGCCUGUCAACGACAUUCACGUGCACCGAUACACAAUGCAGCAGCUCUUUGUGCCCGUCGCCGAGUCGACUGACUUUACGAGAGAGGACGCCGCCGGCGCCUUUUAUGACAACAUGUUGUCGGUGGACAAGCGCUCGCCCCAGAGUGGCCUCAUCGAUAUGGAGCGCAAAAACGUGGCCAAAACGGGCUCGCGCAAGACCAACUGGCAGGCGUUCCAGGAAGCCGAGCGCCAGCGCGAGGACGAGUUUGCGGAGCGUCUGGCGGCGGAGCAGGCUGCCGAGGAGGCGGCCACGACGCGCGUCAAGUCGGACCGCUACGAGUUUCGCUUCCGCGAGAUGAAUGUCGACGACGCGGGCGACAACGGGCGCUCACCCAAGGGCCUAGGCUGGCGCUAUGGUGCGCCGCUCAUGGACCGAAAGCGAGGUAUGAUCAAGAUUCCCAAGUCGGUGCCCCGAGUUGAUUUCAGUGGUGCACAUGCCGUUUCCUUUUGUGCUCUACGACCUCGAGGCCGACAGACAUAUAUAUCAAUGCGAACCAAACCUCACCUCGCUGGCUGCCCAACUUGGCAGUUCGAUUGUCUGUCUUUGUUGGCACAUCUAUGCUGCAUUAUGCCGGUUCUCUCUACUUCACGAUUGGACUUGGAUGAGGCUGUUGUUGUGUGGGAGGAACCCCUUUUAGGGCUACUUAGCGCAGCGAGGCCCCUGGAGCAACAUCACUGUGCCGAGGCUUCUAUGUAG